This is a messenger RNA of Filobasidium floriforme, 1748 nucleotides long. RefSeq names its product methyltransferase. Bases 78 to 1676 code for a protein of 532 amino acids. Gene Ontology annotation, molecular function: tRNA (cytidine-N3)-methyltransferase activity. Lineage: Eukaryota; Fungi; Basidiomycota; Tremellomycetes; Filobasidiales; Filobasidiaceae. The transcript is spliced from 10 exons. The record is from RefSeq and is a predicted model, not a curated record.
CUUUAUAUCAUCUCAUCAUCAUCAUCAUCAUCAUCAUUGGCUCACUGGGCUCAGCGAGACCUUGCAUCUUGACAGGAAUGUCCGAAUCAAAAGCAGACGACCAUGUCGUUCAACCAGCCACCGCUCCGGCCGCUCCAGUGGAUCUAGCUCCUCCCGUCACCUCGCAGCCUACGACGACCUCUACCGACGAGACAGCACCCCUCAACUCGACCCUCGACCCGGAAGAGAUCGACCGACUGAAACGAGUUCCCUUUGGAUCACGAUAUCUCACCAACCCUGAUGACGUCUACAGCUUCAACGCUUGGGAUCACGUCGUGCCACCGCCGGAAUGGGAGGCUCAAGCGAAACAGACUUUGGGAAUUCAGAGAGAGGGUAAAGUUAGCGAUGAGAUGAAAUGGGCUUACAACAAAAAGCCUUCGAUGUACUGGAACAGGUUCUACGAUAUCAACAAGGCCAACUUUUUCAAAGAUCGAAACUGGCUGCGACUAGAAUUCCCGGAAUUGCUCGAGUGUGCCAAAGCCGACGCGGGUCCAAAGUUGGUCGUCGAGAUCGGUUGCGGAGCUGGCAAUACCGUCUUCCCGCUCCUGGCCAAGAACGAGAACCCGGACCUGGUCGUCCAUGCGUGCGAUUACGCUCCUUCCGCCGUCGAGCUCGUCAAGGCCAACUCGAUGUAUCCCGUCCCGGAACAUGGCAAGGGAAGACUGCAUUCUUCGGUCUGGGACGUUACCACCCCUCCCGUAGCUAUUCAAAAGCACAACGACAAUGGAAACACCGACUCUCAUGAUCCGUCAUCAUCGUCAUCGGCGCCGGCAUCGGCUGCAUCGUCGUUGCCCGAGGGCGUCGAACCAGGUACGGUGGAUAUCGCCGUCAUGAUCUUCGUCAUGUCCGCGUUGCAUCCCCUGGAAUGGCAACGAGCUAUUGCCAAUGCUUAUAAGAUGUUGAAACCGAACGGGCUGCUAUUCAUUCGUGACUACGGACGGUACGACUUGGCUCAACUGAGAAUCAAGAAGGGCAGGAUGUUGGAGGAGAAUUUCUACAUCCGCGGAGAUGGAACGAGGGUCUAUUUCUUCGAAGCCGCCGAGCUGUCCGAAAUGCUUACGGGUGCCAAGGACGCAUAUACGCCCAUGGACGAUGCAGAACCCAAGGUCGAGGUGGAGGGUACAGAUUCGGGGGUCGCUACUCCUGGAACCGAAGUCGACGAGGCGCAGAGCCGAGCUGAGACGCCGCUGUUUGGCGCCGAAUCGUCGAGUGCGGGAACGAGUCGUCCUAGCCGUCUCUUCCGACAUCAACCCGAUGACCUACAGGUCGAGACCGACAGGAUGUCCAAGCUUGCCUUGUCCGUCGAGGCCAUGGACCGUCCCAAAGCAUCGACUACGAACCCGGCCGAACCGCUAUCGACACGUUUCAGAACGCCAGGACCUCAGAUGGGCACGCUGCCCCGAGCGGAUUUCCCCACCCAUCAGACCCCCACGCUGACACAAGACGAGACGGAAGCCGUGCCCGAGUCGGCGAUCGGGAACCCGUUUGUGACGCCUCACGAAGAGCUGGGUCUGCCUCCUAUGCCAUUAUUCAGGAUCGACCAGCUUGGGGUUGAUCGAAGGAUGCUCGUGAACCGAAAACGGCAGUUGAAGAUGUACAGGAUCUGGAUGCAGGUCAAGGCCCGAAAGCUUGUAUAAUAUGGCGUGUUGGCUUCCGUCUACUUAUGAGCAUACCACGUACAUGGCCAAGAUUGCUUUGCGCAGUAGCGC